GUAUACAUCCGUAAGGUCAAGAUCCUUAAAAGUCCCAAAUUUGAUGUACAAAAGUUAUUGGAUUUACACGGUGAUAAUCUUGACACCGGUUCUAAAAUGGGAGGGGGUAGAGAAUUCAAAGAACCAGAAAUUCAAGAUUCU
Racocetra persica is the source of this 141-nucleotide messenger RNA. Lineage: Eukaryota; Fungi; Glomeromycota; Glomeromycetes; Diversisporales; Gigasporaceae. The record is from the annotation of a GenBank genome assembly.